Purpureocillium takamizusanense is the source of this 1040-nucleotide messenger RNA. It is a transcript of the gene MCM1, whose product is annotated as transcription factor of the MADS box. Gene Ontology annotation, molecular function: RNA polymerase II cis-regulatory region sequence-specific DNA binding; DNA-binding transcription factor activity, RNA polymerase II-specific; protein dimerization activity. Bases 396 to 974 code for a protein of 192 amino acids. The transcript is spliced from 3 exons. Gene Ontology annotation, biological process: positive regulation of transcription by RNA polymerase II. Lineage: Eukaryota; Fungi; Ascomycota; Sordariomycetes; Hypocreales; Ophiocordycipitaceae. The record is from RefSeq and is a predicted model, not a curated record.
CGAUAAUCAAAAAGUCAGGUCCAAUACUCUCUAUCCGCUCGCCCUUCUCUCUUCCUCGCACCUCGCCUCUUUCGUCCACCAAGCGCGCCCCCCCCGUCCCGUCUCUCUCAAGCGCUAUGCGUCAGGGCCGAAGCUGGCAUCGCCAAACAAAGCAAUAAGAACUCCGGGUCGUACCUUGGCUCGUUUCGCAUACCACGCACGCGCUGCCUCGACCCGCCAACAAGCCGCCCGCCCCCUCGCCCUCUCCCACUCUCGCUCGCACGCUCGCGCACCCCCAAACGGGCGCAGACAGCAACAAACUCGCACGUCUCGCGUCGCCGCGUCUUGCCCACGCACCGCAGCACCGCAGCCCGCCGCCCGUCCCUGCCGACGUACCAAGGUAAUAAAAAGAAACAAUGGCCGACAUCACCGACCAGCACGACCAGACGUCGCCGACUGACCUCGACGAGUCGCACUCGGUCGGCAAUGGCAACGCCGCCGGCGAGACCCGCGGCAUCAAGCGACAGCGUCCCUCGGCCGCCGACGACGACGACGAUGACGACGAGAAGGGUGGCCGCGAGCGCCGCAAGAUUGAGAUCAAGUUCAUCAGCGACAAGUCUCGCCGCCACAUUACCUUUUCGAAGCGCAAGGCUGGCAUCAUGAAAAAGGCCUACGAGCUGUCCGUCUUGACCGGCACGCAGGUCCUGCUACUGGUCGUCUCCGAGACUGGCCUUGUUUACACCUUCACGACACCCAAGCUGCAACCGCUCGUCACUAAGGCUGAGGGCAAGAACUUGAUUCAGGUACGCAAGACGGACGGCCCCCUUCCCCACGCGUUUGCGUCGCAUUGUAUCCGCUGGCCUUUUGCUUUUUGGCUCGCUCGUUGCUUUGUAUUUCGUCCAGACCCGCUCUGCGGCUUCCGCGUCAAUUCUGCAUCGUGGGUCGGCCACGGCCAAGACGCGGUUUGCGACGGGUCCCCUGUCGACGGCGCAUAGCUUGCUCUCUUUGACGCACACGAUGGGCUCUUCAGUUGCUGACUGUGGCUUUCUAGGCGUGUCUGA